This is a messenger RNA of Fusarium sp. VM40, 3357 nucleotides long. Lineage: Eukaryota; Fungi; Ascomycota; Sordariomycetes; Hypocreales; Nectriaceae. The record is from the annotation of a GenBank genome assembly.
AUGCCUCAUCCCGUUACGCCGCCGUCGCAGGACCCGACGAUGGUAUCCAGCGACGCCCCGCCCCCGCCAUCUCAAGAAACCAUCAACGACCUCCUCAACACAAUCUUCACUGCAAAGACCUCAUCCGCUUCGAUCGAUGCCUGCUACGGCCUUUGCGAGAUCAUUCUCACUUCGGUCGGUGUCAUCGGCUUGAACAACUACGGUGUUGUCGCCGAGAUCAAGAAGGCCGCUGCUGAUAAGAAGUCUGGUCUCCGUCGCGAGUCCAGCCAGAACCUACUCGGUGCUGUCUUUGAGCGCUUCCUCCCCCGCCAGCCUGCCAGCGAGGUUGUCCUCCUUCUCCGGGAUGGUGGUCUUAUCAGCUGUGCUCUCGACGCACUCUCCGAUAAGGGCGCUGUCGUUCGCGAUGCUGCCCAGUAUGGUCUCGACGCCGUCUUUGGCGCUCUUAGCCCCGAGGCCCUUGUUGCUGGCCUUCUUCCUGCUCUCAACGAGUACCUCGGCAAAAAGACCGGAAAGUGGCAGGGAACCGUUGGCGCCUAUAAGCUGAUGCAGAGAAUGGCUGAUAAGGCCCAGGUCUCUCUCGGAGGCACAAAGGAGGAGGCUAUUGAGAAGGAUCUUCUCCGCGAGGCCAUGGGUGCCAGACUCGCUGGCCUUAUCCCCAUUGUUGAGGGCGGCAUGCACGACUUGAAGUCUGAAGUCGAGAAGCAGGCUGUUCUGACUAUGAACUCUCUCACUACUCUUCUCUCCAACGACGAUGUCGCUCCCCGCAUUCCCCUUCUCGUCGAUACCAUGCAGCACCCUUCAUCCCAAACUCUCCAGAAGGCUAUCCACGCCCUGUCACAAACUACCUUUGUCGCCAUUGUCACCUCGCCUGUCCUGGCGCUCCUGACUCCUUUCCUAGAGCGGUCUCUUAACAGCCCCACCACUGCCCAGGAAGUUCUCCGACAGACUGUUGUCAUUGUCGAAAACUUGACCAAGCUGGUCCACGACCCCAUCGAGGCCCGAACUUUCUUGCCCAAGUUGAUUCCCGGUGUCAAGAGUGUUUGCGACCGAGCCUCCCUCCCCGAGGUUCGUGAGAUCGCCGAGCGCGCCCUUGCUACCAUGGAGAAGGCCAUGGGCGACGAUAAGGAUGUCGUCGCUCGUACUUCUGGAGAAGAUGUCGCCAAGGUCCUUGACGAGCAGAUCAAGGCCAACGGUGGCCUUGCUGGACAGGCGGAUCUUUACAAGCUGGCCCGUCCCUACAUUUCUGACAUGGUCGCUAUCGAUAUCAACUUCCGUUUCGUCAACCGUAUCUCUGGCCGAAUUGCCCCUUACCUCAAGGGUAUGACCAAGGAUGCUGAGGAUUCUCAAAAGAUCGCCGAUGCUGUUCAGAAGCACUACGUCGAUGAGGACGAGCGCAAGUACGGUGUCCCUGAGAAAGAGGAUGAUGGCGAGGUUGAGAUUGUCAACGCUGACUUCUCCCUCGCUUACGGUGGUAUGCUUCUGUUGUCGCACACCAACCUGCGACUCCUCAAGGGUCACCGUUAUGGUCUCUGUGGCCGAAACGGUGCUGGAAAGUCCACCCUCAUGCGAAGCAUUGCUAACGGCAAGCUCGAGGGUUUCCCUCCUCAGGAUGUUCUCCGCACAUGCUACGUUGAGCACAACCAGGGUGAGGAUGCUGAUAUCAGCAUUCUUGAAUUCGUUGCAAAAGACCCCGAGAUCGCUACUCAGGGUCUUGAGCGUAUCUCUGAGGUUCUGGCUGAGUUCGGCUUUACUGCUGGACCUGAGGGCCGACAGUCCGAGAGAGUUGGAUCUCUUUCUGGUGGUUGGAAGAUGAAGCUGGCUCUAGCCCGAGCUAUGUUGCAGCGUGCCGAUGUUCUCCUCCUGGACGAACCUACUAACCAUCUUGAUGUUGCCAACAUCGCAUGGCUCGAGACCUAUCUCAAGUCUCACACCGAUAUCACCAGUCUUAUUGUUUCUCACGACUCCGGAUUCUUGGACAACGUUACCACUGAUAUCUACCACUACGAGCCCAACAAGAAGCUGGCUUGUUACAAGGGCAACCUGAACGCUUUCGUUCAGAUCCGCCCUGAGGCCAAGAGUUACUACACCCUGUCCGCCUCCACUGUUCAGUUCAAGUUCCCUCCUCCUGGUAUCUUGACCGGUGUCAAGUCUCAAACUCGUGCUAUUAUCCGCAUGUCCAACGUCUCAUACGCCUACCCUAAUGCACCAAAGCCUUCUCUCGAGGAGGUCUCCUGUCAGCUGACCCUCUCUUCUCGUGUUGCCAUCAUUGGCCCCAACGGUGCUGGCAAGUCGACACUUAUCAAGCUGCUUACUGGCGAGACCAUUCCCUCUACCGGAAAGGUUGAGAAGCACCCUAACCUCCGUAUCGGUUACAUUAAGCAGCAUGCCCUGGAGCACGUUGAGAUGCACUUGGAGAAAACCCCUAACCAGUACCUUCAGUGGCGUUACCAGCACGGUGAUGACCGAGAGGUUCACAUGAAGCAGACUCGUGUCCUCUCCGACGCCGACAAGGAGCAGAUGGACAAGUGGAUUGACCUGAAGGACGGAAAGUCUUCUCGCCAGAUCGAGUCUCUCGUUGGUCGUCAGAAGUACAAGAAGACCUUCCAAUAUGAAGUUAAGUGGCGUGGUCUCCUUCCCAAGAACAACACCAUGAUCUCUCGUGAGACUCUUACAUCGCUUGGAUUUGACAAGCUUGUCCAAGAGUUCGAUGAUCACGAGGCUUCGCGAGAGGGUCUCGGUUACCGUGAGCUUCAGCCUAAGGUCAUUUCCAAGCAUUUUGAGGAUCUCGGACUCGACCCUGAGAUUGCAAACCACAACGAGAUCGGCUCUCUUUCUGGUGGUCAGAAGGUCAAGGUCGUUAUUGCCGGAGCCAUGUGGAACAAUCCCCAUCUUCUGGUUCUUGACGAGCCUACUAACUUCUUGGACCGAGACUCUCUCGGUGGUCUUGCCGUCGCUAUUCGCGAAUUCAAGGGUGGUGUUAUCCUGAUUUCCCAUAACGAAGAGUUCGUCGGCGCUCUCUGCUCUGAGCAGUGGCACGUCCGCGACGGCCGUGUUGCCCUUCGCGGUAACGCCGCUAUCAGCCUCGACCGCUUCGAGGACAGCCGUCCUAGCAGUGGCGUCAACAGCACCGCCGCCAGCUCUGCUGUGAGCAGCGCUUACAACAGCGCUUACAACAGCGCUUACAACAGUGGCAUGGAGGACAAUCAAGAUAUGAAGUUCAAGGCCAAGAAGAAGAAGAAGAUGACCAAGAAGGAGGUUAAGGAGCGUGAGGUCCGUCGCAGACUCCGUCACAUCGAGUGGCUCAACAGUCCCAAGGGUACCCCUCACCCUCCCGACACUGAUGAUGAGGACGCCUAA